AUGCUGGAUUACAAAACAUCCGCUCUCAUCAUGAAGGGUCUCAGAGACCUGAUGAUAAAGUGUGAGGAUAUAGCGGAUUAUGACUCGCGCAAGGGAAUUCGCAAAACCGUUCAAAAGGAAACACGAAAGUUUCUCUUGUUCCAAGCACAGUCAAAACUUCUGCCCAAUCUACGAGAGCAUCUCGGCGAUCUGUUCGAGUCACUAGAGCUAGACAAUCUCCACAGAGGAUCACAUCCGAACCUUCCUCAUAAUGCUCUAGCGCUCAUCUCGCGGCUUAGUCAAACCGUGGAUCAGUUCGCAGAUUUUGUGGAAGAGAUUAUUGCCAUUGCCUCAAUCUAUUCACCCCAUGAAUUCAUGAAAAACGACCGCGAUUGCGGGGGUUCCAAGGCCUGUUUCAUUCUCGACUGGCCGCCUUCGAGGGAACAACUGAGCAGUUCGGCCGAUCAAUCAAUACUAACUCGCCGCAGAGAGUCGACAAUCACUGCAAUCAACGGUCUAAUCGACUACUCCAAGCGAUCCGAUUUUUUUAUUCUCCAAGGCCAUUGGCAGAGCCGUGGAGAUUAUCUUGGUGGUUAUCUGGAAAGCCUAACUAGAAACGUCAUUCUACCAAGCCGUUUGAAACCAGCUCACAUACCCCAUGAUGAGCAUACCUCGACUCCGAUUCGAAGUGACGAUCAACCUGAAACCAUCCGCAAUCCCGGUGGCACAUCUCAGAAUACCUCGCCAAGGUUCCAUGUUGUUCAACUUGCUGAAUCGAUCAUAGCAUUUAUCAAAUUGACCAGAAUACUUUCCAACAAACUUUCCAACACUCCAUCAAGUAAAUCACCAUUUACUAUUGAGCGUAAGAUAUGUUCAUAUGAGAUGAUAUUACUGGAAACUAAAGUUAUAAACCUCUAUAGCGGUAUCCAACGUAUUGCGACCGGUGUGCAAUGGCUGUACAUGAAUGCUGGGUGGCAUGCUUCGAUAGAUCGUAUACAGAAUUGCUUUAAUCAACUCAUUAAUCAUUUUCAUUCAACUGUUGAAUUAUUAAGCUUUUAUCUUGUCCCCUUGAAUGCUACAGUAGAUCUUUCCCCCUCUGAUAAUUUUGUCAAAACUUGGCUUUUUACAUUAAGAGAACAAUUUCAUUUGGCUAGUAAAAUUUGUUUAAGUGCUCUAGACAAUCUUAAAAAGGUUAUGUAG
Molecule: messenger RNA, 1179 nt
Organism: Puccinia graminis f. sp. tritici CRL 75-36-700-3
Lineage: Eukaryota; Fungi; Basidiomycota; Pucciniomycetes; Pucciniales; Pucciniaceae
Exons: 3
Coding region: 1-1179 (392 amino acids)
Source: RefSeq, a predicted model, not a curated record